AACAACGGCGACGAGCUUGAAACGAUAAGCAGAAUUGAGACAUCCGGUACCGAGUCUGACGAAUCUUCCUUCCCGCAUACUCCGCUUUCCCCGUCAUUCACUACCGCGCCCACGCAGCAAAGUCACGGGUCCAUGAUAGGACAGGCUAGGGUCGAGGUUCCUGUGACAUCAGUGCGACUGCCAUUCAUCGCAUCAUGCGAACGGAUUUUCACGCAAUGUCUGGACAUUGGAGCAGCAUACACGGCACGCGUGGCGAAAGCCGAUAAGGUGAAACGUCACAGGCAACCCAAGGUACGACUUCUUGCGGAUCCACUAGUUAUCGCGGAGCUUGCUGAAGAGGCUGGACCGACGCAGCCUAACACGAUAUGGCACAUCGCCACGGAGCUUGCAGCAGCAGCUGGGGCCACAGAAGCAGAAACUAAGCGCAAACUGGCAUGGCCCGCAUUGAACAAUAUCCCCGACUACGUUGACAAGACUAUGGCAUGGGAUAUUUUCCUGGGCGAAAUCUUCUACAAGUUGAGCCCUUCCCAUGAGCUGAGGCCGGGAAUGGCACUGGCUGCUAUGAGGGCGUUCAACAAGAGAUAUCCUGAAAGCUGUUUCACAUUGGUGGAAACGCCGGUUGCCGCAUUAAAGGUAAGCAAUGUCGUGCACGGCUCAAAGGGACAAGGAGAGAUGACACGUGCCCACAGGACCGCGAGCAUUCCAAUGUGAUAGACGGUGAGCAGCGCGAGCUGGGCAUGCCUACGGGCCAUUCAAGGGGAGCGAGCAUUGCCGAAGGAAGCCAGAGGACGAAUGCGUCCACGGAGGAGCCUCGCAAGUCGGUUGGCAAAGACUCUCGUGCGGAGCGGAAGGAGCGUCGGGCACGCGACGAGGAACUCGAGAAGCGGUGGGCCGCGGAGUA
Molecule: messenger RNA, 901 nt
Organism: Laetiporus sulphureus 93-53
Lineage: Eukaryota; Fungi; Basidiomycota; Agaricomycetes; Polyporales; Laetiporaceae
Exons: 1
Coding region: 133-711 (192 amino acids)
Source: RefSeq, a predicted model, not a curated record